AUGGCAUCCCUAAGACACGAAUUCUACGAGACCGACGAGCGGCUCACGCUCGAGGUCUUCGACAAAGGAGCCGACCCCGCCGCCGUCUCCGUCACCUUCCAGCCCCGCAGCCUCGCGUACACGCACGGCGAGAAGACGCUCGUGCUCGAGCCCCUCAAGGGCCAGAUCGACCCGGAGAAAAGCACGUACACCGUCGGGAAGUUCAAGGUCGAGAUCCGCCUCGCGAAGAUGGCGCAGGGCCGCUGGGGCGCGCUCGUCGGGGACAGCCCAGAUCCACUGACCACAAUACCGGCCGCGAGCGCGCCCGCGCCGACGCCGCGCCAGCCGCAGAAGAACUGGGAGGGGAUUACGGCGGCGAUCCUGGACGAGGACAAGGACGGGGGCCCGUCGGAGGACCCGAACGCGGGCGGGGACACGGCGGUGAACGGCUUCUUCCAGAAGCUGUACGCGGACGCGGACGAGGACACGCGCCGGGCGAUGCUCAAGAGCUACCAGGAGAGCGGCGGGACGACGCUCAGCACGAACUGGGACGAGGUCGGCAAGGCCCCCGUCGAGGUGAAGCCGCCCGAGGGGAGCGAGUGGAAGAAGUGGGCCGCGUAG
Molecule: messenger RNA, 600 nt
Organism: Sparassis crispa
Lineage: Eukaryota; Fungi; Basidiomycota; Agaricomycetes; Polyporales; Sparassidaceae
Product: Glucose-insensitive transcription protein
Exons: 4
Coding region: 1-600 (199 amino acids)
Biological process (GO): protein stabilization
Molecular function (GO): protein-folding chaperone binding
Source: RefSeq, a predicted model, not a curated record